Culicoides brevitarsis is the source of this 4083-nucleotide messenger RNA. It is a transcript of the gene DAAM, whose product is annotated as disheveled-associated activator of morphogenesis 1. Gene Ontology annotation, molecular function: actin binding; small GTPase binding. The record is from RefSeq and is a predicted model, not a curated record. The coding region runs from base 73 to 3912 and encodes 1279 amino acids. Lineage: Eukaryota; Metazoa; Arthropoda; Insecta; Diptera; Ceratopogonidae. The transcript is spliced from 9 exons. Gene Ontology annotation, biological process: actin cytoskeleton organization; positive regulation of actin filament polymerization.
AAAAUAUUUUUAUGACUUAAAAAUAUUUUGAAAGUUGAAGUGUUAACAAGUAAAUAUUUAAAAAAAAUAAAAAUGUGUACUAAAACUCAGUUCAAUAUUCUAAUGGAUAAAAUUAAUUCGGGACUUCCAUCAUGUCCAAUCUCGUUAGAGUCGCUCCGUUCACGCCUACCAGACAUCAGUAGUUGGACUCUCGCCAACAUUUUCAAAGAUACGUCAGAGCCAUCGGAAGCCACGAUCAAUAGUUACAACAAGAAUAUCCAGACAGUUUGUGGUCUCAUCGAAAAUAGCUGCGAACUAACGGAAAACAGUAUUCACAUUAACGGUACUGUACACAAUAUAACAGCUGCACCUGGUGUAGUGCCAAUUUAUAAGAUACCACCAAAGAAUUUGGCUGCCAAAGCCAAGACAAAUUCCGGCAAAAAGAUGCCUGCAUUUAGGGGACGAAGGGGAUGGUGUGGAUGUUUGAAGGAUGACGAACCACCGGAGAUUUGCGUCGUCGAGGGAGUCUUUUCGCUCCAAACUCUCACACCCACACAAACGAUGCCCGCCAUCGACGAACUUGACCUCAAAUUCGCCGAACUCGUUGAGGAACUUGACCUCACUGCUCCCAACAAAGCUGCCAUGCUGAGUUUACCGCCGCAGAAAAAAUGGCAAAUUUACUGCUCGCGAAAGACCUCCACGGAUGACGUUGAUGCCCAAGGUCAUGCAAUUCCCUCUUCAGCACCGCCAACACCCGAAAGUUACGUCGAACAACUAAAGCAACUUUUGUCACAGAUGAAAUUUCUGCCCGAAGAUUCGCCGAUGCACGAAUACAAGCCAAAAAUCGAAUCGCAAAUUACGCUGAUUGACGCGCUAAAAACAGCUCUUCGCACCUCGGCGCACAGUUUUGUGAUACGUUUCAUCGAAUUUCAAGGUCUACCCGUGUUACUUGACAUUUUGCAGUGUCUCGAUAUCAGAGUAGCAAGUAGCCCGUUGCACACAAGUCUCAUUGGAUGCAUCAAAGCUCUCAUGAACAACUCGACAGGGCGAAGUCAUGUGUUGUCCCAUCCCACGAGUAUCGACACAAUUGCAAGAUCUUUGGCUGCCGACAACAUAAAAACCAAAAUUGCCGCCUUGGAAAUCCUGGGAGCAGUUUGUCUCGUGCCGGGCGGGCACAAAAAAGUCCUCACUGCGAUGCUAAAUUAUCAGGAAUUCGCAGGGGAAAGGGCGAGAUUCCAAAGUAUCGUCAAUGAUUUGGAUCGUUCGACAGGCGCUUAUCGUGAUGACGUCAAUUUAAAGACAGCGAUCAUGUCUUUCAUCAAUGCCGUGCUGAAUUACGGGCCUGGACAAGAAAAUCUCGAGUUUCGUUUGCACUUGCGAUACGAAUUUUUGAUGUUAGGUAUUCAACCGGUGAUUGACAAAUUACGAAAACACGAAAAUGAGACGCUAGAUCGGCAUUUGGACUUUUUCGAGAUGGUUCGAAAUGACGAUGAACGUGAAUUGGCGCGAAAAUUCAACGACGAACAUGUCGAUACGAAAAGUGCGUCGACGAUGUUUGACUUGUUACGUCGCAAAAUCAGCUAUUCGAGUGCGUAUCCGCAUUUAUUGUCGCUUUUGCAGCACAUGUUGUUACUUCCAGCGACGGGAAACAACACGCAACACUGGCUAAUGUUCGAUAGGGUCGUCCAACAAAUCGUCCUUCAACAAGUCCCGGGUUCUCGUCCUUCGAGCGGUGUCGAUCCCGAUCAACAACAACCCACAAACGACGAAAUUGUCGAUCCAGAUGUCGCCCCUGUCACAAUUGACGUCAAAAAAAUCGUAAAACUCCUCGUGAAGGAAGAAGAACUUGUCACCGCACGAAAUCGCGCCGAAGAUCUCGAAAAAGAAAAUGUCGAGAUGACAGCGCGUCUCGCGAAAAAGGAGCAAGAACUCGAUUUGCGACUUCAGGAGAAGGAAGAUCUCGAAACAAGUCUCGAUCGGAUGCGUGAACGUCUUGAAAAGGAAAGUGCGAAUCAUUCGGCGGCAGUGCAGAGGGCGCAACAAGCGGAAUUACGUGUCGAAGAUUUGCAACACAAAUUCCAAACGGAGCAGCAAGAACGAUUGCGACUCGAACGACUUGUUACAGAAGGCAGUAUUCCCGACGACCAAAAAGUCUCGAGUCUCGGCAUCAAUGGAGCAACUAGUCCAAUUCCGCCGCCGCCCCCAAUGACGAUGAAAUCGCCGCCAGCUCCGCCCCCAGCACCGCCCAUGUUUUGUCCUGUUCCUCCGCCGCCUCCCAAAGCUCCCGCAAUGCCAACUGCGAUGAAAGCAAAUUCGGCACAACUUUCGGCGCCAAAAACGGAAGCUCCGAAGAAGAAUGUGCCGCAACCUUCGAAUCCCCUGAAGAGCUUCAAUUGGUCAAAAUUGCCAGAUACAAAGUUGCAAGGAACAAUUUGGACCGAGUUGGAUGAGUCGAAGUUGUAUAACACGAUUGACUUGGAAAAUAUCGAUAAAUUGUUUUCGGCUUAUCAGAAGAAUGGAGUUGCGAAUGAUGGAUCAAUUGAAGAUUUGACGAAGUUUGGCAAGCAAAAAUCUAAGAUAAUUUCAGUUAUCGAUGGACGACGUGCACAAAAUUGUACUAUUCUUUUGAGUAAACUCAAGAUGUCGGAUGAGGAAAUUUCGAGAGCCAUCCUCUCAAUGGACUCAAACGAACAACUUCCCAUCGAUAUGGUCGAGCAAUUGCUGAAAUUCACACCGACAGCUGAAGAACGUGCCAUGCUGGAUGAACAUUCAGAAGAUAUUGAUGCUCUUGCGCGUGCCGACAGAUUUUUAUAUGAAAUUUCAAAAAUCCCUCAUUACGAGCAACGUUUACGAAGUCUUCACUACAAAAAACGUUUCUCCAUCGCCGUCAACGAUUUGCUCCCAAAAAUCGCGAGUGUCAUGGAGGCAUCGCGAGAAGUUGCCCGUUCGCGUCGCUUGAAGAAACUCUUGGAAGUCGUUUUGGCAGUUGGCAAUUACAUGAAUCGCGGUGCUCGCGGAAAUGCUUCAGGUUUCCGUCUUGCGUCUCUGAAUCGUUUGGCUGACACGAAAUCGAGUUCGGCAAAGGGAACGACUCUCUUGCAUUAUUUGGUGCAAAUUGUCGACACGAAAUUCAAGGACACGUUAAAACUGGAGGAUGAUUUGCCGCAUGUGCGAGAAGCUUCGAAGGUUUCCGUGGCGGAAAUGGAGAAAGAUAUGUCGUUUUUGCGCGCCGGCUUGGCUGAUGUCGCACGCGAGAUGGAAUUCCAUCGCAGUUCGGGAAAUACGCAGCCUGGUGAUAGAUUUUUGCCUGUGAUGAGAGAAUUUCAUGCAUCGGCAUCAGUUAGAUUCUCAGAAUUGGAGGACAAGUAUCAAGAUAUGAAGACGAGAUUUGAUCGUGCAAUUCGCUUAUUUGGUGAAGAUAGCUCCGUCGUUCAACCUGAUGAGUUCUUUGGAAUUUUCGAUAAUUUCCUUACAUCGUUCAUGGAAGCCAAACACGACAAUGAAAACUUCAAGAAACGUCAAGAAGAGGAGGAAAAACGCGCAAAACAAGAAGCAGAGUUAAAGAAACGCACCAUCGAGCGCAAAUCAAAGGAUGGUCUUCUCAGCAGCAUCGGCAACAAGCUCGGCUUAAAGGGCAACGAUUCAAAACAACAGCAGCAGGACAACAACAAAGGCGAGUUUGACGACUUGAUCUCUGCACUUCGUACGGGCGACGUGUUCGGCGAAGAUAUGGCCAAAUUCAAGCGUUCCCGCAAAAAGGGCGCCAACGGUCAAAAUACUUCGCCUCCGCGUACCCGAAACGGAGUCAGCAGAGAAGAUAGUCGCGAACGCACCGGAACACCGAGUAGAAAGAAUUUUAAGACAACGAAACUCGAUACAUUAAGCAAACAAAAAAAAAGUCUUGGAACAACUUGUGCUCAAACCAAAAUUUAGAGAUUUUUAAAUAAGGCACAAGAAAAAUUUUUUUCGUUAAAAUUUCUGUGUGUUUGAAUGUGAAAAACAUUUUUUUUGUAAAUAAAAAAAUAUUUAUUAGAAAAUUUGGAAAUAAAAAAAAAAUUAAUUUAUAAAAUAAAAAAAAAUAAUUUAUAAUGGAAAGCCGUAGGA